Molecule: messenger RNA, 2639 nt
Organism: Mya arenaria
Lineage: Eukaryota; Metazoa; Mollusca; Bivalvia; Myida; Myidae
Product: annetocin receptor-like
Exons: 1
Coding region: 13-1188 (391 amino acids)
Biological process (GO): neuropeptide signaling pathway
Cellular component (GO): membrane
Molecular function (GO): G protein-coupled peptide receptor activity
Source: RefSeq, a predicted model, not a curated record
AGGAAACUGAAGAUGUACACAACUUUACCAAAAUCAUGGCGGGACGAAUUCGACGUCAACGCCUCGUUGACGGAACUCAACGACGCUUUGGCCACGCUACAUCUUCCGGCCAUUUUCAUCUGCGCUUCGCUUGCAGUGAUCGGGAUCAUCGGAAACCUGAUCGUGUUAAGCGUCUACAUACCCCACCCAAGCUCAUUUUCACGUGUGUUUAUUCUGUGGCUUGCUGUUGUAGACUUAAUAGCGUGCAGCAUCGGAACGCCACUUCUGGUGUUCAGCAUGAUUCAUCCAUACCAGUUUCCGUCCGAGAACGUAUGCAAAACGUUACGUUUUGUCCACGUUUUUCUUGUUGGGACGUCAGUGUUUAUAUUCGUAAGUAUUGCCAUUGAAAGGCACCGGGCUAUCUGCAUUUUUGAGCUGGUUGAAAUGAAAACAAGGCGAAUGCAUGCCAUGUGUAUUGUGUCUUGUAUUAUGGGAGUUGUAGUGGCCGUCCCGGCUAUAUUUAUUUACGGAAUAAGGACAGUCAAAACUGGAGUUCACAAUAUCACAGGAAUUGAAUGCUUUGUUGAAGACCACUUUAUACAAACUGAUUCAAUAUGGCCCAAAAUAUACUUCCCAUUCCAAUCCAUAGUCGUGAGUAUAUCAUUUGCUACAUUGCUUGUGUUGUACAUUCGGAUUGGACGACAAUUACAGUGGCAUUUGAAAUUUACGAGACGUUACUCCACAAGCUCGAUCUUAAACAAUUCAACCAAAUCAAGCCAGUCACUGUGUAUACAAAAAGAUGCGACAAACACACAUAAAAACACAGCUGGAAGUAUCUUAAUGAAGACCACGGCGUCAGAACAAACUGAGGGAACGUACAGACUACACACGCCCGUUGGGAAGGCAGCGUCCAACGCCGCUAGCCGCGUAAAUAGAGCCGCCCAUGAGAUGACCAGCAUGUUUUGUUGGUUGACGGCCGUUUUUGUGCUCUCUUUCAUUCCUCAUCUUGCUUUUAUCAUCUACUCUACCUUUCGACCAGAUUUUGCGCAGGAUAUGACGUCAUUACAGGUUGUGACGUAUAACAUUUUUCUGAGAUCGUUUGUGAUAAAUAACAUGGCGAAUCCUCUGGUAUAUUUCACAUGUGUACGUAACUUCCGAAGAGACUUUAGGAAAUUAUUCUGCAAACUUUUCUGUUGUUACAGGUGUUAAUGGACGAAGUAAACGAAAACCUGUCAAAAGCGAUUGAGAAUGUUUUUCAAAACCUAAAUUAGCUUAUUUUAGAUAGUGAAUGAAACAUUUAUUCUAUGUCGUUUUUAUAGUAGAAGGCUGUAUAGUUGAUGAUCAUGUCAUUGCUACGCUUUAACUCAUAUAUGAACUGUGGCGUGUUAGGUCUGUGACCUUUUUAUCCGUCAGGGAACAAAAAUAGCUGAACACGAACUGCGUCUAACUCUAAGACUCAUGCACUUAACUUCAGGUUCUACUGAACCUUAAUGCCAUGAAAAGGUUUCAAACUCAAAGGUAUAGGGCAUAAACUGAAAUAUUUUUACAUGCCCGGAAUAUGCCUCCAUACCUUCAAAUUGGAUUCCGAAACUCAUCGUAAAUAAAACCAACAAUUUGAAUCUUUUCCAUGUGAUAUUCGGAGGUUGACAGUUGAAGAGCAAGUGUCAGACCUAAAGGUCAAUCCUGGUUCUUUAAUAUUAAAAUAUGACGAAAUGAAUUGAAUAGAGUUGUUAAGAAUUACAUUGAAUGUACUAUUCGCGAUGUAAUGCAUGGAACUGUGCAAUGCUCAUUCCAAUUUCUGUCACACGUGUAGGAAGCGUUAGGUGUCUUCUUUAAUUGAGAUUUUUUUAUACAUUUUUCGUUUCCCAUCUUCAUCAAAACAAAUGCAUUCAAAUACAUCUUUGGACGAUGGCAUAAAAAAACAACGGAGAAAGCUCCUCUGACUCUGGAAAAACGUGUAUGAUGUUUUACAGUCUCUUAUACAAAAUAUCUGUAAGAGUUAUUUGACAAUCUCUUACGACAAUAAUUGUAUUAUCACUUAAGCAAUCUCUUACGACACUACUAGGACAAUCUUUUAGGCAAUAUGUUAAAAAAAUACGUGUACAAUCUGUUAGUCAAUUUCUUGCCAAAAUACGUGUAGGGUUAGUGUUUCAGUAUUGUAUUAAAAACAUUAGUUGAGAGAGCUCAUCAUAUUGUUUGUAGUUUAUGUCAUGGGUAUUUCUCAACCAGCCAUAUCUGCUUUUAGUAUGUAUUUUAAGUCAAACUGAUUAAGUCGGCAGACCCACCGCAGCCCGUCGCCGAUUCAAUUGUUUAGAAGUCCAAAAUUAAAUGCUGACAUAUUGUGUGUUGAGUGCGAAAUGCAUUUAAUGUAGACUACGAACACACGCGAGCUAGUAUAAAAUACUUGAGUGCUCAUGCUCAUGCAUCAGGCAAUGAGAUCACCAGAUACAUCCACAUUUAUUCAUUCAGAAAAGCGUUGACAAUCAAAUAUCUAUUUUAUAAAUUUCCAACUCUAAAUUUCCAUUAAAAAAAACGAAAACAUCCAUCAAUAUCAAUUAAGAAACACAACCAACUGCCAAUUAUUAGUAAGUCAUUUAUUUAUAUAUUUUUUGCGCGUACGUUGUGUAAGUAUGUUGCUUAAUGCGUUUACAUGCUUAAUA